Molecule: messenger RNA, 531 nt
Organism: Spathaspora passalidarum NRRL Y-27907
Lineage: Eukaryota; Fungi; Ascomycota; Pichiomycetes; Serinales; Debaryomycetaceae
Exons: 2
Coding region: 1-531 (176 amino acids)
Source: RefSeq, a predicted model, not a curated record
AUGUCCGCUUUACCAGAACAAUUGAAAAAGUACUUGACUCAAGUCGAUGACGCUACCAGUGCAUUGCCCCUCUUGCACCAUUUUGAAUCCAACACCGGAUUACCAAGAUCUUACUUUGUUAUUGGAUUCACCUUAUUCUAUUUCAUCAUGAUCUUUGUUAAUGUUGGUGGAUUAGGACAACUUUUAUCAAACAUUGUUGGAUUGGUAAUUCCAGGUUAUUAUUCCUUACUUGCUUUACAAACUAAAACCACCAAGGAUGAUACUCAAUUGUUAACUUAUUGGGUUGUAUUUGCAUUUUUAAAUGUAAUUGAAUUUUGGUCAAGUGCCAUUUUAUACUGGAUGCCUUUCUACUUCUUAUUCAAGGCUAUCUUUUUAGUUUAUACUGGUGUUCCAGCUUUUGGUGGUGCUAACGUGGUUUAUUUAAAUGUAAUCAAACCUCUUGCUGAUCCAUACUUUGCCGCUAACGAAGAUAGUGUUGCCAAAAAGAUUGAUGAAGCUGCUGAAGCUGUCUCUAGCUCUGUUCACCUUUAG